Messenger RNA from Owenia fusiformis, 875 nucleotides. NCBI's taxonomy places the organism in Eukaryota, Metazoa, Annelida, Polychaeta, Sabellida, Oweniidae. The record is from the annotation of a GenBank genome assembly.
AUGGAAAUUGCCCUGGAAACGUUGAAUCAACCAACGGAUGAGUACCUUAGGAUUCAGAUGGUAUGCUUGUUAAAGAAUUGUUUACAGGAGGUAGUGACGGACUUUGCAUUCAUCGUGGAUGAGUUUCCAAACUUCAACAUAAUCAUCGGUCGACCUAUAAGGAUCUUAUGUCGAGCUCCUCUGAAGCAUGGCCGAGUAUCUGGGGUCCCAUCUUCUACAUAUUAAGAGAAGACAAGAAUGAUGCUUUAUUCAGAAAAAUGGUGUUGAAUAAUGAUGUCAUUGAUUGGACCCGGAAUAAAGAAAAAUCUUUGUUUAUAUAUGGAGUAACUGAAACACAAAAAUCUGUAUUCGAUGAGGUCGCUCAGAUGUAUGGUCGGGUUCCUUUGGGUGAAGUUCUGGAAGGAAAGACAUUUUCAAUACAAAAGGAUGACAUUAACGAAGCCUUAAUAGAGGUACCCACUAUGAAGCAGUUAACUUGUUCAACACUACGCCUUGAUGAAGCUGUUCUAGUUCAGCGACGCUGGCAGCAUAUCCUUGCAGAUGAUCCAGACAUCACAGCAGGAAUAGAGUUCUGUAUUAAAAACUUUCCAAAUAUAUGUCUGAGGAAUGAUAAGCGUGAAGUCAUAGGACAUAUGUUGACUGCAUGCAAUGGUGAGAUGCUGAUGUUAAAUGUGACCGAAUCCCAUAGACGUCAAGGACUUGGUACAGCUGUACAGUUAUUGCUGUGUAAAAAAAUCUAUGAGCAAAAUGAAAGACCGUUUUGGAUAGUGCUAGCAAAUAAUGAACAGUCUUUACAGAUGAAUGCAAAAAUGGGUGCUCAACUCUUAGAUAAUGGGAUGAUAUUGUACGGAUCUAGAUAUAAAUACAUUGGCUAA